AUGCGUUACUCGAUAGCCGCCUCCGGCCUUCUUGGCCUUGCCGCCGCCCUUCCUCAAAGAAUAAACAUUGACGCUGCCUUGGCUGUUCCUACGCCAUCGAUUCUGGGUCCCAACAUUGAGGCUACGAAGCCUGCGGAGACGACUUACAACCCUGUUGCUGCUGCUUCUGCUGUUGCCGCUGUCGUUGAGAGCGAGGGUGUUAUCGAGAAGCGUGAUAGUCUCACGGUGGGGAAGCGUGAUGCUUGUGAUACACAACCUCUUGGCAAUGGCCCUACUAUCUCACCUGACACUGCCGCGGCAUUCUCCUCGGCUGCUGAGUUGAGUGAGAUCGCUCAAAAUGCCGGAACUCCGUCUGGUUACCAGCAGUCUUUCGUAGACAAGAGCGGAAGCUCCCAGCAGAUCGGCUACUUGACCUACAAGACUUUCCCGACUUACGACGUCCAGGGCUGCGCUGAUGCCUGCGACAGCGAGAAGUACUGCCUUGGCUUCAACAUCUACUUUGAACGCGACCCGUCGCUCGAGCCUGGACCCAAUUGCCCCAACCCCCCUUCCACCACCAAUAUCAAGUGCUCUCUCUAUGGAUAUCCUGUCGCGGCCAAGGCGGCCACCAAUACGGGUCAGUGGCGUCAAGACUUUCAAGUCGUGAUCGCUGGUAGCAACGGCUAUUCCAAAACCAACAAAGGUCUGCCAAGCGUGAAGGACUUCAAGGCCCCGACAAGUCUACCAGCCGCCAUCAAUGCACCGCUUGACAAUGGUUAUGAUACCUACAAUGGCAUGCGACUUUUCAACGAUAAUCCAUUCGACCCUUCGCUAUGUGCUGCUGCAUGCGAAGCCCAAACGGAAUACGAUAUGGCACAUCCCGACUCCGAUGGCACUUACAAGCCUUGCAACUUCUUCACUACCUAUAUCCUCACUCAGAACGGCGUCCCUCUCGGCACUUACUGCGCCUUCUACACACGCUCCUGGGACCCUAGCUACGCCGUCAACACUGGCUACUACGCUGGCGACGAUGAGUACAAGGUAAUCAACGCUGGCUCGUACGAAAUCACUAGUCCCAACCUUUCGCCUUCGCCCUCUCCAUCGCCUUCGCCCUCUCCAUCACCGUCGCCUUCUCCGUCGCCAUCGCCUUCCCCAUCGCCAUCUGCUGUCGAUAUCACCCCAACCCCAACCCCGACUCCCACGCCUACGCCGACUCCCACUCCUACCCCCGCUCCGACGCCGUUGAAUACUUGCGGAGGCAUCAGCCCCAGAAAAAGUGCCACGAUACCUCAACGAACCAUCAUCAUGGGCAGCGGCGCCAACUUCGAGCGUUCUCUCUGCAACAGCUUCUGUCGCAGCCUGGGUACCUGCCGUAGCUACGGACUCUCCGGUCCAAAAUGCGAAUUGUAUCCUCUUCCUGUCGCGCAGGUGGCAAGGCUUAGCGAUGCUGAUGGCGCGGCAACAAGUGUUUCGUAUACGUUUUAUGAUAUUGGGUGUGCGUAA
This is a messenger RNA of Alternaria burnsii, 1482 nucleotides long. RefSeq lists its product as uncharacterized. The coding region runs from base 1 to 1482 and encodes 493 amino acids. NCBI's taxonomy places the organism in Eukaryota, Fungi, Ascomycota, Dothideomycetes, Pleosporales, Pleosporaceae. The transcript has 2 exons. The record is from RefSeq and is a predicted model, not a curated record.